AUGUUCAUCAUCAACUGGUUCUACGAUGUCUUGUCCUCCUUAGGCCUCCUUAACAAGAAUGCAAAGAUUCUCUUCUUGGGUCUCGAUAACGCCGGAAAGACUACUCUCUUGCACAUGCUCAAGAAUGACCGUCUUGCCACUUUGCAACCUACGCUCCAUCCUACUUCCGAAGAAUUGGCUAUUGGCAACGUCAAGUUCACAACCUAUGAUUUGGGUGGACAUCAACAAGCUCGUCGAUUAUGGCGCGACUAUUUCCCUGAAGUUUCAGGCAUUGUGUUCCUUGUCGAUUCAGCUGAUCACCGCCGUUUCCCAGAGGCCAAGGCAGAAUUGGAUGCUCUUCUUGCCAUUGAACAGCUCUCCAAUGUCCCCUUCCUCGUCCUUGGCAACAAGAUUGAUGCUCCCGGUGCUGUGAGUGAAGAUGAGCUUAGACAACAACUUGGCAUGUUCCAAACCACUGGCAAGGGUAAAGUGCCUCUCAAGGAUAUCCGACCUAUUGAAUUGUUCAUGUGCUCUGUGGUGAUGAGACAAGGCUAUGGAGAUGGUUUCCGUUGGUUGUCACAAUAUGUGUAG
Messenger RNA from Lichtheimia ornata, 570 nucleotides. RefSeq names its product small COPII coat GTPase. Gene Ontology annotation, molecular function: GTP binding; GTPase activity. The record is from RefSeq and is a predicted model, not a curated record. Gene Ontology annotation, biological process: intracellular protein transport; membrane organization; vesicle organization. Gene Ontology annotation, cellular component: COPII vesicle coat; endoplasmic reticulum exit site. The coding region runs from base 1 to 570 and encodes 189 amino acids. Lineage: Eukaryota; Fungi; Mucoromycota; Mucoromycetes; Mucorales; Lichtheimiaceae. The transcript is spliced from 5 exons.